Molecule: messenger RNA, 1017 nt
Organism: Microthlaspi erraticum
Lineage: Eukaryota; Viridiplantae; Streptophyta; Magnoliopsida; Brassicales; Brassicaceae
Source: the annotation of a GenBank genome assembly
AUGGGACAUAAGGAGCAUGGAGGGACUUGGCACAUGGAAGCAGCUCAACUGGAUACGCAAAGGAAGAAGGGAGAAGCCAUCUUGAAGACCAGCUCGACCGUCCUACUCGACCAACCGGUCGAGUUCCUCAACUCGACCGGCCAAGCUUCAACUCGAUCGAGCUGUCAAAAUGAGCAUCUCCUCCUUGAUCCUAUCUUCUUGGAUCGAGUGGCUCCUUCCUCAAGCUGCUUGGUGUCUCCUCCUUACUGGUUUAGACCAUCUUUAUCCUCCUCAAGUAGCUGGUGUCACCACUUGAUUGGCUUAGAACAAGAUUGCUCCAAAAGUACGUUUCCUCGUUUAGAGGGUUUCGUCUUGAUACGGGGUAUCACAACUGGUGUCACCGUAACAGCUCCCGGCGAUAGCCCAAACACCGACGGUAUCAAGUUUGGUUUCUGUAGCAACAUUCGCAUCUCGAACACAAACAUUGGUACCGGAUACGACUGUAUCGCCAUUCUUUCUGGAACAUCAAACAUGGAUAUCUCUAACGUAAAGUGUGGUCCAGGACAUGGAAUUAGUGUCGGAAGCUUAGGGAAAAACAAAGGCGAGAAAGAUGUUAUCGGCAUAACAGUACGUGACACAGUUUUUAAUAGCACAAGCGAUGGUAUUCGAAUCAAGACUUGGGAAUCUUCUGCUGCGAAGAUCGUCGCUUCUAAAUUUGUGUUCGAGAAUAUUCAGAUGAUUAAUAUUGGAAAACCAAUCAACAUCGAUCAGAAGUAUUGUCCUUACCCACCUUGUGAAAAGACGGGAGCAUCUCACGUUCAGAUAAAGGACAUCAAGUACAAAAACAUAUAUGGGACAUCAAAGAACAAAGUGGCAGUGAAUCUACAAUGUAGCAAGAGCUUUCGUUGCAAGAAUGUUGAGCUAAUUGACAUUAACCUUGAGCAUAAUGGAGUUGAGGGUGGUCCUUCCACUGCUGUGUGCGAGAAUGUUGAUGGUUCUGCUCGUGGUAAGAUGGUUCCAAAGCAUUGUCUGGCUUGA